GGGCCUCUCCCCAGAAUGCCUUGCGAAGGAAGUUUCCCCCCCCUUUCCCGAUCACUAUGGAAACCAGGCCUAGGCUCCCGAUGCGAAGCCGCUGGCAAUUUGCUUAGAGCGAGCUGGAGCUCCGGACCCGCGAUCUGACGGUCAUCGUGUGGGGCGAGGGGUUUGACGGAUCCCGGCGGCCGUCGUCAUGUCGUUCCGAGACCUCAGAAACUUUACUGAGAUGAUGAGGGCUCUGGGAUAUCCUCGCCUCAUCUCCAUGGAAAACUUCCGCACUCCGAACUUCCCUUUGGUAGCAGAAAUUCUCAUCUGGCUGGUUAAAAGGUAUGAACCUCAGACAGAUAUCCCAACAGAUGUGGAUACAGAGCAAGAUCGAGUUUUCUUCAUCAAAGCUGUAGCUCAGUUCAUGGCUACUAAAGCUCACAUUAAACUCAACACGAAGAAACUGUACCAGGCUGAUGGUUAUGCAGUGAAGGAGCUGUUAAAGGUUACCACCGUUCUCUACAAUGCCAUGAAAACAAAGCGAAUGGACAGAGAUGACGACGCUGAAGAAGAGAGUUGCAAGUUCAAAUUUGAUUUGGGGUCAAAGAUCUCCGAUCUGAAGGCUGCAAGACAACUUGCCUCCGCAAUAACCGCUAAAGGAGCUACGGUGUUUGAUUUACUGGGAAAGGAAGUGGAGCUGAGGGAGAUGAGAACAGCUGCAAUCGCGAGGCCUUUAGAGAUCAAUGAGACUGAGAAGGCACUUCGAGCUGGAAUUCAGGAGAUUAUGGGGCAAGUGCAGAAGACCAAGCACAUGUUGAACAAUGUGGCCUCUGAUGAGGCCAACCUGGAGGCUAAGGUCGAGAAGAAGAAGCUGGAGCUGGAGAGGAGCAGGAAGCGACUGCAGACCCUGCAGAGUGUCAGGCCAGCAUUCAUGGACGAGUAUGAGAAGGUCGAGGAGGAACUGCAGAAACAGUACGAGACCUACGUGGAGAAGUUCCAUAACCUGUGCUACCUAGAGCAGCAGCUUGACGAUCUGCACAGGCUGGAGCAGGAGAGGUUCGAGGAAAAUGAAAACACUCUGCGGCUGAUGCAAAAUAAACUGAAGGAGGAAGAGAAGAGACUGAUGAAAAACUCUGGAAAAGAUGAAGAUUCUGACUCUGACAUGCAGGAGGAUGAUAGCUCAGACAGUUACCUGGAGGACAGGAGACCACUGAAGCCACGACUCACCAGGGGACUACCAGUUCACGGGAGAGCUGGUGGUCGAGUGGUCGGGACGAUGCAUGGAGCUGACACAGAGGAUGAGGAUGAAUCGGACAACAGUGAAGAUGAUGAUGAAGAUGAGGAAGAAUAUGAAAUAGUUGAUGAUGAUGAUGAGAGCAUUGAUAUUCAGCCAGAUCAACCCCCGAUGCGAACACACAAGCAGGAGCUGCUCGAGGAGAGUGACAAUGACUUUUAGUUCAACUGCAGGCAACAGCUCCAAUGCGCAACAAAGUUAGUGAUCUACACAAAGAUGUUGUGAUAAACUUUCUGGCCAAGCUCCAGCUCAUUGUAUUAUUACACAGUGGAAAGACAACUGGAGCAGAUACACGCUGUUACAGAAACAGACAGUGCAUCCAAUUCCAGUACAAAAACAUUUACCUGCCACUUUUGACCUAGAUUCAAUACUGUAAAAAAUAAUUAAAGCAAGGCAAUUUCAAACUACCUGGU
Molecule: messenger RNA, 1686 nt
Organism: Mobula hypostoma (lesser devil ray)
Lineage: Eukaryota; Metazoa; Chordata; Chondrichthyes; Myliobatiformes; Myliobatidae
Gene: ift38
Product: clusterin associated protein 1
Exons: 12
Coding region: 188-1435 (415 amino acids)
Biological process (GO): cilium assembly
Cellular component (GO): intraciliary transport particle B; cilium; centrosome
Source: RefSeq, a predicted model, not a curated record